Molecule: messenger RNA, 1656 nt
Organism: Rhododendron vialii
Lineage: Eukaryota; Viridiplantae; Streptophyta; Magnoliopsida; Ericales; Ericaceae
Exons: 1
Coding region: 535-1656 (373 amino acids)
Source: RefSeq, a predicted model, not a curated record
UCUCUUCUGUAAUUCUCCUAUUCCUUUCUCAAUUUCUUUUCCUGUAAUUUCCUCUCUGAAAUAGCAAUAAAACUCCAUUCUUGAAUACUAUACUUAGCCGAGACCUAUCAGUGGUAUCAGAGCCCGUCUCCUCCGACUGUGGGUAGGCUUUCCAAUGGCAGACCAUACCAGAUCUCAAGAACUCAAACGAUUGGAUGAGACAAUCAAGAAAUUGUUAGACGCAACUACUGAUUCCAUUCGUCUACUCACGGAAACCAACGAGAAACACGCAGCAACUAUGAAUCAUCUCAUAGACUCCAACAACAAAACCGCGGAAACAAUGGAGGGGAUCAAAGAAUUGGUUACGAUGUUGAGCCUCAAGUAUACUCAGAUCGCGGAAAAGGUACUAGUUCAUCCCUAGAAUCCUCCAUUAUUAUCCAACCCCCAUGUCUAGAAUCAAUUUCCCCAUCAGACCUAUGGGAUCUUUAGGCCCUUCCAACCCAAAUUAGAGUUUCCAAAAUUUUUUGGUAAUGAACCUGAAGCUUGGUUGUAUAAAUGCGAGAAAUUCUUGACUUCAACGCCAUAGAUGAAACACUGAAGAUACGACUAGCCUCAUUACAUUUGGAUGACAAAGCAAUACAUUGGUUCCGAUGGUUUGAAAAAUCGCAUACCUUACAGACCUGGGGGGAAUUUUCUAAGGCCUUGUCACUUAGAUUUGGGGAAACUGUUUAUGAAGAUGCUGUAGGGCAAUUAACCAAAUUGAAGCAGUGGGAAUCUGUGAAACUGUUUCAAGAAAAGUUUGAAGAACUAGCCAAUAAGACCUCUGGACUAUCAGAAGAAUUUUUCAUCAGUUGUUUUGUAAGUGGUUUAAAAGAAGAAAUUAGGGGUGGCAAACAAAUGUUUAGGCCAAAAUCCAUAUCUGAAGCAAUGGGUCUAGCAAGAUUACAGGAGGAUACUUUUGAAGCUUUGAAUAAGAAGAAUAGGGUUAUAACAAAGCCAUACAUACCACCCUUCACACCAGCACCAAGAAUCACUGAAACAAGCCCCAAGAUGCCAGAAACAGGAACAUCAAUUCGAAAAAUGACUCAGCGAGAUUUCGAUGACAGAAGGGCUAAAGGGUUAUGUUUUUGCUGUGAUGAGAAAUACUUCAGAGGGCAUGUGUGCAAGAAAAAGAAAAUAUUCAUGUUGGAGGCAGAAGAGGAGGAAGAGAUCUUUAAGGAUACACAACAAGAGUUGCUCCAAGGGGAUAAUCAAGAAGAAUUCCAGAUUUCCCUACAUGCCUUAUCUGGUAUUCAGUCGUACAAGACCAUGAGGAUUAUUGGUCAAAUAAAGAAAAAACUGCUGCACAUACUGAUUGAUUCUGGUAGCAGACAUAAUUUCUUGGACCCAACAAUAGCCAAAACAACAGGAGUGGAAUUACAGAGCACCAAUCCUUUAACUGUAGUUGUGGCAGAUCGUACUAAAAUUUUUAGUAAAGCAAUGGUGAAAGAUUUCAAAUGGACUAUGCAAGGAGUGGAAUUCACUAUUGACAUGAGGCUGUUACCUUUGGGAGGAUGUGAUAUGGUAUUAGGGGUGCAAUGGUUGUCCACACAACUUGAAGAUGGAUUUCACUGUUUUGGGGGCAAAACAUACGUUAAAAGGGGGAGAAGUACCAGCAGUUUAGUUGGUAGAUGCUAA